Molecule: messenger RNA, 420 nt
Organism: Ostertagia ostertagi
Lineage: Eukaryota; Metazoa; Nematoda; Chromadorea; Rhabditida; Trichostrongylidae
Source: the annotation of a GenBank genome assembly
UGUUUUUAUCUCCGCCUUCCUUUCAACGUAUCCUUCGUCAUUUCAAAUUGCUCGGCAAUUUUUGUCUCAAUCGAAAGGCUCAUAGCCACUCUGAAAACCAGAACCUACGAGCACGGUUAUAGGAACGUUGGAUAUUGCUUGAUAUUUCUGCAGGUUACAGUAAGUAGCUGCCUUCUUUGUUUGGUCUAUUCUCAAACAAAACUGAACCUUAACCCCCUCUAUUACUGCCAAACGACGUCCAGAUUGAAUUUCAUGUGGACAAUCUAUCCAUUCUGUGGUAUGCUCAUGAUGCAGACGAUCAAAUUACUGAAAGUUUACGUGUAUACUAAUGUCACGUUCACGGCUACCUUCCUAACGGCUGUUGGUCUCGUAAUUUUCAACAAUCACCUUUUUUUGAUACCCACAUAUUAUGCACUAGUA